UUGACAUGGUUCGGUCGGAUCCGGGUCAAUUAGUUUGGCUCGACCGGGUUGCGUUGAUCCAGUCGCCGGUUCACCGGUACGUCUUCUGCAAUCGCGAGGGUUUAACUUCGAGCGCCUUCGAUAACCGUUUGGAACUCACACAUACGCAAGGCGCCUUCGAGGAGGAGAGGAGAGGAGAGGAGAGGAGAGGCGAGAGAGACAUGGACGGAGGCGACGAUGGCAUCGAUCCCUCCGCCGGAGCCGCGUCGGACCUCGACAUGGCCCUCGAUCUCGACCUCGACCGCGGUGCAUCCCAGCGCCCCGCGCGCUCCGCCCGCUUCCAGCCGAAGAUGAAGGGCAAGGUCAAGAUCGAGGCCCCAACCCGGGUUAAGCCCGACCCCGACACCGGCCCUCCCGCCCCAGACCCCGUCAAGGAGGAUCCUGGACUUGGCUCUUCGUCUCAAGGUCCCUCGUCAUCCCGACCGGACGCUGAGGUCGCAGCGAGCUGUGCGAUGGACGUCGAUGGAGGUUUCGAGGAGGAAGUGGAAGAGGAGGAUCCCGUGGUUCGCGAGAUUGACGUAUUCUGUUCUCCAGCUCCUCUCGAUGUGGAUUCCUAUCUAUAUAUUUUGCAGUAUGUACAUAGACCUUCUUGGAGACCAUACGAAUUGAAUGAAAGAUGUGAAAAGGUUCGAGUGAAGCCAACAAAAUCAAAGAUUGAGAUAGAUUUGAGUCUGAAUAUUGAUAGUGAGAACUAUGACCAAGAUGUUUCUGGUCCCCUAAGGUUAGAGAAGCAGAUUUUGUCUUCAUCACUGGCACCUUCAUUAGCUAGUUAUGCUAUUGGGAUUUUGGAUGGAAACCAGUUACACUUAAAUCCUGUCCAUGCAGUUGUCCAACUUCGUCCAUCAAUGACACACUUAAAUCCUGAGAUGAAAGAAAAUGUGCAGACUGCGGAAUCAAGUACAAAAUCUGACACCAAUGCUGUUGAUUCACCUGGGUUAUCCAUCAAGCAGGUGAAUUUUGAAAGGUUUGGCCAUGCCAGUUUAAAUAAAGGAGAAAAUGAUGAGCCAUGGGUGUCAUUAGAAUAUCAUCCAAUUGAUAGCCACCUUACAGAAAGAUACCAUCAGAAAAUGAUUUCAGAAGAUCAUCAUCAAAUUCCAUUUACGAUGAAACCAUCUAAUUACGCCGACUUAUUGUACCCUGGAACAUCAACAAACAGUAAGACAACAAAAGUUUCUUCAUUAAGGUUCUUGCUCUCACUCCCCUUGGAAGAGCGGUUGAAGAAAUGGCUUUCUGAGGUUUCUCAGGUGAAUAAUUUUAAUGCACUCAUGGAUCUUGCUCCAGAUAACUCAAAAGAAGAUGUUCUGAAAGUGCUGCUGCAUUAUGCAGUUUUGGUUCAAGGUUUGUGGAUUACAAAGAGCUCCUUGUUGCAUGAAGGCGAAGCUGCUCUGUAUAGAGACUAUCUUCUUUAUCUAUUCAGUAUGAAUCCCAUAAUUCCAACAGACAAAUUGAGGAUGAUAAAUUACACUGGUCUAAAAUCUAUACUUGUUCCAUUGGCUACUGAAAGGCGCAUCCUCAAGCACUGGAAGUUCAAAGAGUCUACUGAUUUUAUCUUUAUUAGAAACAACCCAGAAAUUGUGGAUGAGCAGGAACAAGCUUGGUUGGUACGAUGGAAUAAUAUUAAUACCAAUCGUAGGCAUAAUGAUUGUACGAAUUUUAUUAGGGGCUAUUUUAUUGGCCUUUAACUGAGCCAUUUUGUGACUUUUAUUUUAGCCCAAAGAUUCCAUA
Molecule: messenger RNA, 1764 nt
Organism: Zingiber officinale
Lineage: Eukaryota; Viridiplantae; Streptophyta; Magnoliopsida; Zingiberales; Zingiberaceae
Product: DNA-directed RNA polymerase III subunit RPC5-like
Exons: 10
Coding region: 6-1721 (571 amino acids)
Biological process (GO): DNA-templated transcription
Cellular component (GO): nucleus; RNA polymerase III complex
Source: RefSeq, a predicted model, not a curated record